Messenger RNA from Daldinia caldariorum, 1414 nucleotides. RefSeq names its product proteasome A-type and B-type. The record is from RefSeq and is a predicted model, not a curated record. Gene Ontology annotation, cellular component: proteasome core complex. The transcript has 6 exons. Bases 197 to 886 code for a protein of 229 amino acids. Gene Ontology annotation, molecular function: threonine-type endopeptidase activity. Lineage: Eukaryota; Fungi; Ascomycota; Sordariomycetes; Xylariales; Hypoxylaceae.
GAGCUGCCUUGAGCUUGGAUCAAACAAUCAUUGAAGCUUGUUCCAGCUGCCAACCCACCAACCCACCAAUCCAUUAAGCUUCUUCAACCACAUUUCCUAUCGACAACGACCGACCUUGUUCUUACGAUAAUUCCUUGCAACUAUAAUCAUUAGCACUCACUGCGCGUAGUUCUCCUUCUAGUUACAAGUCUACAACAUGGAAUUCGGCAACAGAGGCGUAUUGAGCGAGGAUGGAAUCCAUGUUGACAUGGAUAGACUAAAGAAGGGCGAGGUCAAUCUAGGAACAUCGAUCAUGGCCGUUACUUUCAAGGACGGUGUUAUUCUAGGCGCCGACUCGAGAACCACUACCGGAGCAUACAUCGCAAACCGAGUUACGGAUAAGCUGACACAAGUUCACGACACUAUUUGGUGCUGCCGAUCUGGUUCGGCCGCCGAUACGCAAGCUGUGGCGGAUAUUGUCCAAUAUCAACUUGGCCUGUUUGCGAUGCGAAAUGGCAGGCCACCUACUACCCAAACGGCUGCGGCCAUCUUCCAGGAGAUCUGCUAUUCAAACAAAGACCGUCUGAGUGCGGGCCUUAUUAUAGCAGGCUGGGACGAGCGACACGGAGGUCAAGUCUACUCCAUUCCCCUCGGAGGUUCUCUACACAAACAGGCCUAUGCGAUCGGCGGUUCCGGUUCGACUUACAUCUAUGGCUACUGUGAUGCGAACUGGAAGGAGGGAAUGGAAGAGCAGGACGCCGUCAACUUCGUAAAGGGUGCUUUACGGGAGGCGAUCAAGUGGGAUGGAAGCUCAGGAGGAGUUAUCCGUAUGGUUGUUCUAACGAAGAAAGGAGCAGAUCGACACCUGUACUUGCCCGACGAAGACUACCAGGUGCGGCAUCAAUAGAUCGCGCAUUUAGACAUGGCGACGUAGGCGAGAUCCAAUAGCGCUUUGAGGGUUAAGCAUGCUUCUCUCCCUCUCCCCCCUUCUCUCUGUCCCAUAUCUGUAUAAUACCAACCGGAUUCACGUGUUGCAGCCGCUAUAAGCUACGUGGCCGUGAUUUGAUAUGAGGUCAAUAGAAGCUUUGCAAUGGGGCCAUAUUAGAUUUCCAAUCGCUUGGGUAAUCAGAUAUUCAAUCUGUGGUAACACACACCCCUCGUGAAUGGGAUGGGAUUUCUCUAAUGCUGCAGGGUUGGGGGAAUUUCGAGCUCCAAUCCUUGGCGUCACGCACACAAUCAGGCGGUGAGUAGGUAGAUACGAUGUCGAACAAAUUUCUUUAGGCCCUGGUCGUCACAUACAUGCUAUGUAGUGCGGCGGGAAUAUUGCCAAUAGAAUUACCAAUAGAAUCGUAAUUCGACGGACGAGUGAAAGGUCCCCUAACCUAGUGGUUGGGUCGAUCUGACAAUGGCCUUACCGAAACUACCCCUUAACUAC